Laetiporus sulphureus 93-53 is the source of this 192-nucleotide messenger RNA. RefSeq lists its product as uncharacterized. NCBI's taxonomy places the organism in Eukaryota, Fungi, Basidiomycota, Agaricomycetes, Polyporales, Laetiporaceae. The transcript is spliced from 3 exons. The record is from RefSeq and is a predicted model, not a curated record. Bases 1 to 192 code for a protein of 63 amino acids.
AUGCCCCUGCCCCUAGACCAUAACAGUUCUAAGAUGAUUAUUAUAAUCUCACUGCUCAAUGAGCUUGAGGAAGAUCAGGCAUCAGGCUUCAGGAAGAUGGGUCUCAGUGCAACAGCCAUGAAUGGUGAGAAACUACAGGAGCAACCAAACCUGAUCAAGGAGGUGAACAGCGCAAGCAUAGGCUGCUGCUAA